ACACGGCGCUAAGAAAUUUGCGUGUAGUUAGGUUCAGGUAAAAGCUAUCAAUGCCUUGAUAUCCUCAGAACGUUCCUCAUUCGCUUCGGAAUCCUUCCCUCCCGCGUAGGAUUUGAAGUCGUCGAGGUUCCACAGCAACCCGCUCCUCCGAAUCGUCCCGUCACCGACAAAAUAUCAGGGCUUGACGCAGCGCCUCGUCAAGCCAGGGUCCGUCCAGGGGCUGAAUUCGCAGACAUCCCAUAUAUAUGGCAUAUACUCACUGCUGCCCCGUCGUAGUGCGUGUGGUGGUGUGAUUCAGUUACGAUACCAAAAUGGCAUCAUCGAAAGUCGCACGGCAAUAUUGGAGAAGCCUCGCCCGGCCUGAACACUGGGGUCCCGCCGGGACAGCAUUGCGGGCCGGGGCGACGACUAACACGAGUGUUGUGAAGUAUCGCAACAGCACGAGCUCGAAUUCGCCGACGGAGCGGAAACGCGAAAGGGUCGUCGUUUUGGGCUCUGGAUGGGCAGGCUAUGCCUUUGCCCGCGAACUCGACCCCAAAAAGUACGAGCGCAUCCUCAUCUCGCCGCGCUCCUACUUCGUCUUCACCCCCUUGCUGGCCUCGACAUCGGUCGGCACACUAGAGUUCCGCUCCAUCCUCGAGCCCGUCCGCUGGCUGAACCUCGACUCGUUCUACGAGGCCUGGGCGGACGACAUCGACUUCUCCAAGAAGCUCGUCCGCGUCGAGAAGGUCACGUCCCAGGACGCCACGUCCCGCACCCUCCCGGAGAGGCAGCCGCACCGGCCCAAGGGGGAGGUGAUUGAUGUGCCCUACGACAAGCUAGUCAUCUCCGUCGGGGCGUAUUCGCAGACCUUCGGCAUCGAGGGUGUCAAGGAGUACGCCAACUUCCUGCGAGAUAUUGGCGAUGCGAGGAGCAUUCGUUUGAGGGUGCUCCAGUGUUUCGAGAAGGCCGAUUGGCCCACGACCACGGAUGAGCAGCGGAGGAAGAUGUUGCACUUUGCCAUCGUGGGAGGUGGCCCGACAGGAAUUGAGUUCGCCGCCGAGCUUCACGACCUCAUUCACGACGACCUGUCCAAGCUGUACCCGCACCUCAUGGAGUUCGUCGGCAUCACGGUCUACGACAUCGCGCCCAAAGUCCUGCCCAUGUUCGAGCAGCAGCUCGCCUCCUACGCCGAGGACCUCUUCCGCCGCCAGGGCAUCAAGGUGAAGACGCAGCACCACCUGCAGCGCAUCCGGCCGGACGAGGAUGACACGCACAACACGCUGAAGCUCAAGAUCAAGGAGUACGGCGACGAGGAGGUCGGCGCGGGCCUCGUGGUGUGGAGCACGGGGCUGAUGCAGAACCCGCUCGUCCAGAAAAUCCUGAAGAAGGAGCUGCGCAACCCCGCCUCGGCAGUCGAGGGGAAGGAAAGGGAGAGUUUGAAAGUCUUGAAGGCGGAGAGGAGCGGCGGCAUCAUCACGGACUCCCACCUGAGGGUCCGCCUCGACGACCCGGAUAACGAAAAGGCCGUCCUGCCGGACGUGUAUUCCCUGGGCGACUGCUCCGUCCUGGAGACCGGGACGCUCCCCGCCACGGCGCAGGUGGCGAGUCAGCAGGCCGUGUACCUCGCCAAGACGCUCAACAGGGCGGCGGACGACCGAGGGAGCAAGCCGUUCAAGUUCCGCAACCUGGGGACGAUGGCUUACCUGGGAAGCUGGAGGGCGAUCCACCAGAGCUCCGCGGAUGAGCUGAAGGGCCGGGCAGCGUGGAUUCUGUGGCGUUGCGCUUACCUGACCAAGUCGAUGAGCAUCCGGAACAAGAUCCUGGUAUCGUUCUACUGGUUCAUCACUUGGGUUUUCGGGAGAGGUAUUUCUCGAUUCUGAGUGAAUUCAGCUUUGGGGGGGGCGAGGGGGGUCGUCUGAGUACAUGCUCCGACACCCCGAGACCUCUGACCCUCUCCGAAAACACUCGCCUCGGGAAGAU
Molecule: messenger RNA, 1962 nt
Organism: Colletotrichum navitas
Lineage: Eukaryota; Fungi; Ascomycota; Sordariomycetes; Glomerellales; Glomerellaceae
Product: pyridine nucleotide-disulfide oxidoreductase-domain-containing protein
Exons: 5
Coding region: 312-1862 (516 amino acids)
Molecular function (GO): NADH dehydrogenase activity
Source: RefSeq, a predicted model, not a curated record